Molecule: messenger RNA, 1619 nt
Organism: Sebastes umbrosus (honeycomb rockfish)
Lineage: Eukaryota; Metazoa; Chordata; Actinopteri; Perciformes; Sebastidae
Gene: sec23a
Product: Sec23 homolog A, coat complex II component
Exons: 12
Coding region: 114-1571 (485 amino acids)
Biological process (GO): endoplasmic reticulum to Golgi vesicle-mediated transport; intracellular protein transport; COPII-coated vesicle cargo loading
Cellular component (GO): endoplasmic reticulum exit site; COPII vesicle coat
Molecular function (GO): zinc ion binding; GTPase activator activity
Source: RefSeq, a predicted model, not a curated record
AGAGAGGAGCAGAGAGGAGCAGAGAGGAGCUGUAGCAGGGUUAGAGAGAGAGAGAGACUAACACAGAGCAGCAGAGCAGCAGUGUCUGGCCCCUCCCACCUCCCUGCGUUGCCAUGGCGACCUUCCCAGAGUACAUCUCUCAGAAUGAGGAGCGUGACGGCGUGCGGUUCAGCUGGAACGUCUGGCCGUCCAGCCGGCUGGAGGCCACCAGGAUGGUGGUCCCGGUGGCGUCGCUGUUCACACCGCUGAGGGAGCGGCCCGACCUGCCGCCAAUCCAGUAUGAACCUGUCCUCUGCAGCCGUGCCACCUGCCGCGCCGUCCUCAACCCGCUGUGUCAGGUGGACUACCGGGCCAAACUGUGGGCCUGUAACUUCUGCUACCAGAGGAACCAGUUUCCUCCGUCGUACGCUGGAAUCUCUGAGGUGAACCAACCGGCUGAGCUGCUGCCUCAGUUCUCCACCAUCGAGUACGUGGUCCAGCGGGGUCCUCAGAUGCCGCUGGUCUUCCUGUACGUGGUGGACACCUGUAUGGAGGACGAGGACCUGCAAGCCCUGAAGGAGUCUCUGCAGAUGUCCCUGUCUCUGCUGCCCCCCACCGCACUGGUCGGACUCAUCACCUUCGGACGCAUGGUUCAAGUCCACGAGCUGGGCUGUGAGGGGAUCUCCAAGAGCUACGUCUUCAGGGGGACCAAGGACCUGAACGCCAAGCAGCUCCAGGAGAUGCUGGGUCUGACCAAACCGGCGGCGGCGGCGGCGGCGGCGGCGGCGGCGGCGGCGGCGGCGGCGGCGGCUCAGGGACGAGGACCUCAGCCAGCCCAGCAGCCUCUGUCCAACAGGUUCCUGCAGCCGGUGCAGAAGGUGGACAUGAACCUGACGGACCUUCUGGGGGAGCUGCAGCGUGACCCCUGGCCCGUCACUCAGGGGAAGAGGCCGCUGCGCUCGCUGGGCGUCGCCAUGUCCAUCGCCGUGGGCCUGCUGGAGUGCACCUUCCCGAACACGGGCGCUCGGGUCAUGACCUUCAUCGGCGGCCCGGCGACGCAAGGCCCCGGCAUGGUGGUGGGAGACGAGCUGAAGACCCCCAUCAGGUCCUGGCACGACCUCGAGAAGGACAACGCCAAGUUCAUGAAGAAAGCCACCAAGCACUACGAGUCUCUGGCUAACAGAGCGUCUGCUAACGGUCACAUCAUCGACAUCUACGCCUGCAGCCUCGACCAGACCGGACUACUGGAGAUGAAGUGCUGCUGUAACUACACCGGAGGCUACAUGGUGAUGGCCGACUCCUUCAACACGUCUCUUUUCAAACAAACCUUCCAGAGAGUUUUCACCAAAGACGUCCAGGGAUCCUUCAAGAUGGCCUUCGCCGCCACGCUGGAGGUCAAGACGUCCAGAGAGAUCAAAGUAUCUGGAGCCAUCGGACCCUGUGUGUCCCUGAACGCUAAAGGACCCUGUGUCUCCGAGAACGAGAUCGGGACAGGAGGGACGUGUCAGUGGAAGAUCUGUGGUUUGGACCCGAGCACCACGCUGGCUCUCUACUUUGAGGUCGUCAACCAGGUACACACACCUGACCUCUGACAGCUCUGACCUCUUACACACCUGACCUCUGACCUCUGACACACCUGA